Molecule: messenger RNA, 810 nt
Organism: Thelazia callipaeda (thelaziosis nematode)
Lineage: Eukaryota; Metazoa; Nematoda; Chromadorea; Rhabditida; Thelaziidae
Source: the annotation of a GenBank genome assembly
AUGGGAGACCAGCAACUAGAUUGUGCUUUAGAUUUGAUGAGACGUCUGCCACCUCAACAAGUUGAAAAAAAUUUGAAUGACUUAGUUGAUUUGUGUCCACGUUUAGUUGAUGAUCUAUUAAGUGCAGUUGAUCAACCUUUGAAAAUUGCUCGCGAUAAAGAGACUGGAAAAGAAUAUCUUCUAUGCGAUUACAAUCGAGAUGGCGAUAGUUAUCGCUCUCCAUGGUCUAAUACCUAUGAUCCACCACUGGAAGAUGGUGCUUUGCCGUCAGAUAAGCUUCGUAAGUUUGAAGUAGAAAUGAAUGCAGCGUUUGAGGCCUAUCGAAAUGCAUAUUUCGAAGGCGGUGUGUCUUCAGUUUAUUUUUGGGAUUUGGAUUAUGGUUUCGCUGGUGUUGUCCUGAUCAAAAAAAUUGGUGAUGGUUUGCGAAACAUUGAAGGAUGCUGGGACUCCAUCCAUGUUAUUGAAAUACAGGAAAAAGCCGGUGGUAGGCAUGCUCAUUACAAGCUUACGAGUACGGUUAUGCUCUGGUUGCAAAUGACAAAGCAGGCUAGUGGUAUGAUGAAUCUAGGAGGGUCUGUUACACGACAGGUCGAAGCUGAUCAUCCGAUCAAUGAUUUCGUAAACACUCAUCUUAUGAAUAUUGGCAAAAUGAUAGAAGAUAUGGAGAGCAAAAUUCGUUCAACUUUAAAUGAAGUUUACUUUGGGAAAACCAAACAGAUUGUUGGUGAAUUGCGUACUACGCUUGAUUCAGAAGAACUUAAACGACAAAAGAAAAUUGCUACAGAUAUAAAAGGCGGUAUUAGCAAGUAG